CUCGUUUUCUUCGCAAAACCCAAACACGACGUCAAGUCUUCAACCUGCGAGAACACCAUCGUAGCCGCGUCGUACCUUAUUUCUCAUCCCCCCAAAAACACUUCUUCAAAGCCCAAUCGUCGUCAUCGACAAUGCGCGCCGCAAUCAUCUUCGUCGCCCUCGGCGCCGUUGCCGUCAACGCUGGUGUUCUAGCAACUGAGACCGAUACCUUGAGCGCCACCACGACGGUUACCAUCUUCUCUUGCCAUCCUACUGUCACCAAUUGUCCCUAUACUACUACUGCGGUUAUUGCCACCACCACCACCGAAUGUAGUACUUCUACCACGCCCGUCCCGCUGGUUCCAAGCUCCUCUUCUGCUCCCAGCUCCCCGGUUGCUCCCAGCUCUCCCGCUGCUCCAAGCUCCUCUGCUGCUCCCAGCUCCCCGGUUGCUCCCAGCUCUCCCGCUGCUCCAAGCACGACCGCUGUCCCGAUCUCGCCUCCAACCACGGCUCCGGCCAGCGUGUCUGAGAGCUUGACCCCAACCAUUGCCACCUCCUCCAACCCUCCUCCGGCCGCCUCCACCCCUGAGUCCUCGGCUGCCCCGUCUACGCCGGCACCGACGAGCCCAUUGACCACUGCCAACUCGACCUCUGAGGUUCCAAGCACCACCGCGACCCCUACAACCCUCACGAGCGUCACCGUCGUCAAUGCUUCCACUCAGCUGAGCACCACGGCCUCGCCAACCACUGCAACUCCGACCAAGCAGACCUCCGCUAGCUUGGCCGGUCACCUCGGGGUUCCCGGCUUGACCUUGGGUCUCAUGGCCUUGAGUGUCAUCUUCUUCGGAUAGAUUCACUCUCGAUCUCAUGAACACAGGACGGAAGGGAGGAAAGAUGGCAUCUGCGUUGGUGUCCUAGGAUGGCUUGCUAAUUUGUAAGGCGUUGUGGGUUACCGAUGGUCUUGCUUCUUCUUUCCUGCCUGUUCUUUUCUUCGUGGAUCGUCACACAACGGGGGGAGUUAAUGGAGUUAAUGGAUGUAUUGCAAGGUUGACUGAGAUGAAUGGAUGGUAUUUGCAGAGCGCUUUUGCAGCGUGGUGCCAUAGAAUUGAAA
Molecule: messenger RNA, 1090 nt
Organism: Hyaloscypha bicolor E
Lineage: Eukaryota; Fungi; Ascomycota; Leotiomycetes; Helotiales; Hyaloscyphaceae
Exons: 2
Coding region: 132-830 (232 amino acids)
Source: RefSeq, a predicted model, not a curated record